CCACUUGAAUCUUUGACUUCAAAAUAUAUUUAUGAGUGAUCAACAACGCGUUUAAUCCUCCCUAACAACAUUUAAUGCGAUGUAACUACUAUCCUAUCUUAUCUCAUAAUAUUCUUAAUGGUAAAUUUCUUAUCAACUGUCAACAGAAGGAACCCAUUAAUAGUUUUCCACCCACCUUUAUUCCAUAAAAAUAUAAGUGAUUAAGAGUCACUUAGUUCCCACAUUCUUAGUGUGGGAUUCUUUGGUGCAAAAAUGGCUUCACCUUCUUCUUCUCCACAACCCAAAGAAGUUCCAUCAUAUGAUGUAUGGGAAGAAAAUGGUGCAGCUCGCAAAGCCAAAUGGUGGUACUCAACUUUUCACACAGUCACCGCCAUGGUUGGUGCCGGUGUUCUCAGCUUGCCCUAUGCCAUGGCUUACUUGGGAUGGGGUCCAGGGUCUUUUACCAUGGUAUUAUCUUGGUGUAUUACACUACAUACAAUGUGGGAAAUGAUACAGCUCCAUGAACAUGAGCCUGGAAUUCGUUUUGAUAGAUACUAUGACCUAGGCCGGCAUGCAUUUGGCCCAAAACUUGGCCCAUGGUUAGUACUACCUCAGCAGCUCAUUGUACAAGUUGGUUGUGACGUUGUGUACAUGGUUACUGGAGGAAAGUGUCUCAAGAAGUUUAUGGAAAUUACAUGCACAAACUGCACAAAAAUUAGACAAUCCUAUUGGAUUUGCAUAUUUGGUGGUCUCCAAUUCUUCUUGUCUCAGCUACCUGACUUCAAUUCUGUUUCUGCUGUUUCAAUGGCAGCUGCAAUCAUGUCACUAAGCUAUUCGACAAUAGCUUGGGUGGGUUGCCUUAGUCGAGGCACGAUCCCGAACGUGAGUUAUUCAUACAAAAAAACCACUGGAGUUGACUACAUGUUCAGGGUUCUUAAUGCAUUGGGGCAGGUCACAUUUGCCUUUGCUGGAGGUGCUGUGGUGCUUGAAAUUCAGGCCACAAUUCCAUCCACUCCUCAAAAGCCCUCAAAAGUGCAAAUGUGGAAAGGCACUCUUUUGGCCUAUUUCAUCAAUGCAAUAUGCUAUUUUCCAGUGGCUUUGAUCGGAUACUGGGCGUUCGGCCAAGAUGUCACAGAUAACGUGUUGGUAGCACUUGAGAGACCAUCGUGGCUCAUUGCAGCUGCUAACUUAAUGGUGGUCAUUCAUGUCAUAGGCAGCUAUCAGGUUUAUGCCAUGCCGGUGUUUGAUAUGAUGGAGAAAACUUUGGUUAAAAGAUCGAGCCUCCCACAUCGACUCAUGCUAAGACUUGUCGUUCGUUCUAUUUAUGUUGCAUUCACCCUAUUUAUUGGUGUAACCUUCCCUUUCUUUGGAGAUCUUCUUGGUUUCUUUGGCGGAUUUGGCUUUGCUGCAACAACUUAUUUGCUACCCAGCAUGAUAUGGCUAAAACUUAAGAAACCAAAGAGAUACAGUGCAUCUUGGAUUAUGAACUGGGCAUGGGUAUUUUUCGGAGUAUUCAUUAUGUUGGCAUCGUCGGCUGGCGGAUUGCGGAAUAUUAUUGUUGAUUCUUCAAGUUAUGAAUUCUACUCAUGAAUUGAUCAUUUUGAUUUGUAUUAAGAAGUAUGAGUUGGAUAUAUUUGAGACAUUGUGUAACCUUUAUGUGAAUGCCAUGUUAGUAAUAAUUGUGAAGAAGUAAA
Molecule: messenger RNA, 1673 nt
Organism: Olea europaea var. sylvestris
Lineage: Eukaryota; Viridiplantae; Streptophyta; Magnoliopsida; Lamiales; Oleaceae
Product: lysine histidine transporter-like 6
Exons: 8
Coding region: 253-1569 (438 amino acids)
Cellular component (GO): plasma membrane
Source: RefSeq, a predicted model, not a curated record